This is a messenger RNA of Drosophila albomicans, 1854 nucleotides long. Its product is annotated as protein sprint. Lineage: Eukaryota; Metazoa; Arthropoda; Insecta; Diptera; Drosophilidae. The coding region runs from base 355 to 1533 and encodes 392 amino acids. The transcript has 3 exons. The record is from RefSeq and is a predicted model, not a curated record.
AUUCCCUCUGCGCACGUCGCGCUGAUCGCUAGCAUAAAACGCUCCCGGUGUCCCGGCAUAACGUAAACGUCACUCUAUCUCCGAUACGAUUCUCGAUUCUCGUUUCAUCUAUCGCCUCUCGACUUUUACGCUACGUUAUUGAACACUUCAAAACACAGUUCGGCAAACAACGCAAUAAGUUUGCAGAUAUUACGAGCUCCAAAACUCUCAAGUGUCUCUCUGUUUGUGUGUGAUGCGUGCUUUGUGAAUAGACAAAAACAGCAAUAAGAAAGAACAACAACAACAACAAAAACGUUGUUUAUUAAAACUGUAAACAGAACAGCAAACGAACGACAACAACAACAACCAGCAAAAAUGGGUCGCUUAUUCCAGUACAAUCGCUUUGGCGCCGUGGAGAGCAACAACAAACGCAAAAAGGAUACACAAAAGAAGCCACAUGAUAAAGCCAAGAUGCUACGCAAUGCGAUGAAUUGUCCCGACUAUGCGGACAUCUAUUGCUCGACGAAUACAACAACAAAUGCCGGCAAGAACCUUGACCUGGCCUUCAAUAAGUGUCAGGAAUGGAGCAACAAGCUGAAGUUGCAACCGGCCACAGCAACAGCUGCAACAACAGCUGAUGAGCCAGCAGUGAAUACGCAGAGUCGCACACACAAAGUCUACGACAGCAUGAAGAACUUUUUGCAGCGCAAACUGUUCGCACAACCCUCGCAGCUGAAGUGCGAAGAUGAACCAACCAGCGACUACGAUGAGCAGGACCUACUCGACUCCUCGUAUCAAGCAGACGCGGAGGAAGAUGAGUUGGAUGGCGAUGAGCUGCUGGUCAACUGCAGUUGCAGCUCAGCGGAGGCGACACCCAAACGCAGCAGCAACAACAAAUCGCCACAAAAAUCGCUGUUGUCGUUGAAUUGCUGGCAGAGCAGUCAACCGAGUGAUUCCAGUGGCAGCGAGGAGGCGACAGCAGAUCAGCCUGAAUCCGAUGAUGCGGGCAUCUCCGAUUGCUGUCAGCUACUCAACGAAAGCAGCAACAGCAGCGGAAGUGGCAAACGUCGUGGCACACCCAAAAAACGCCAAACACCGAGGUAUAAUCACAACACCGAUGACGAGGAGGACGCAGGCGAGGAGCCCGAAUUGUUGCACUGUGCGUGGUAUCAGCCGCGGAUCACAGCGAAAGCGGCACAGGAGCAUCUGCAACAAGCCACGCCGGGGAGCUUUCUGUUGCGUCGCAGCACUCCGCGCAACUUUGAGUUGUGUCUGCGACUGGAGAACAAGGUGAAGUGCUAUGCGGUGCAGUGCAAUCGGAGGAGUGAAAUGUACAGCCUGAAGGGUGCCAAGAAACAGUUUAGCACAUUAAAGGCGCUCAUCACGCAUCAUUCGGUGAUGGCCGAGCAGUUGCCGUUGACACUGGAUAUGCCCAGGGAACGGGAUUUGGUCAAAUCAUCCGCAGUGCGUUAUGCGGAUGAUUUUGAGCCACUUGAAUCGCUGCAAUUGCUGGGCAUUCUGAAGAGUCUACAGGCCAAAAACUUUGAGGCAUAGGGCCAGACAAUGGGGGGAUUGAUUGAUUGAAGUGUGGGCGGGUUUAUCGAACUGCAAAGGGAACGAUAGGUGAAAACAAAAAAAUAUAUAUGUAUGUAUAUUGUAAUGUAUUUUAUGCUAAGUUACAAUUCUUUCGGCGCAUGCCUUGUGAUAUAGUUUACGAACGAUACGAUACGAAAGGACAUUUCUUUAGGUCCCUAGCUCAUAAGCACUAUAUGUAAUUUGUUUAUUGUAUUUACGCUUAAGUUUUCUAUUGUACAAACGAAAUAAUCAUUUUGUGAGUUAUGAAAUAAAAAUUAAAGAAACACGAAAGAAAAGAAA